Gamsiella multidivaricata is the source of this 790-nucleotide messenger RNA. Its product is annotated as SecY subunit domain-containing protein. Gene Ontology annotation, biological process: post-translational protein targeting to membrane, translocation; SRP-dependent cotranslational protein targeting to membrane, translocation. The transcript has a single exon. Bases 13 to 570 code for a protein of 185 amino acids. The record is from RefSeq and is a predicted model, not a curated record. NCBI's taxonomy places the organism in Eukaryota, Fungi, Mortierellomycota, Mortierellomycetes, Mortierellales, Mortierellaceae. Gene Ontology annotation, molecular function: signal sequence receptor activity; ribosome binding; transmembrane protein transporter activity. Gene Ontology annotation, cellular component: Sec61 translocon complex; membrane.
UACACCUCGAACAUGCCCAUCAUGCUGCAAUCCGCUCUUUCCUCGAACAUGUUUAUGAUCUCCCAGCUGGUCUACAGCCGCUUCCCAGAGAACAUCCUUGUCCGCAUCUUUGGUACCUGGACUCCUUAUCAGGGUACUAGCCAGAUGAUUGCAUCCGGCGGUCUUGCCUAUUAUAUGUCGCCUCCUCACAGCAUCACCGAGGCCCUCCUGGAUCCCAUCCACACCGUCGUCUACAUCACUUUCAUGUUGACUGCCUGCGCCCUCUUGUCCAAGACCUGGAUCGAGGUGUCUGGCUCGUCUGCUCGUGAUGUUGCAAAGCAGCUUAAGGACCAGAACAUGGUCAUGGCCGGCCACCGUGAUGCCUCAAUGUACAAGGAGUUGAAACGCGUCAUUCCUACCGCUGCUGCUUUCGGAGGCGCUGUCUUAGGUGCGGUCUCUGUCUUUGCGGAUUUGAUUGGCGCCAUUGGAUCGGGUACCGGUAUCCUGUUGUGCACCACCAUCAUCUACCAGUAUUGGGAAAUGUUUGUCAAGGAGAACAUGGAGAAUUCUGGCGAAGCCCUCGCUUUUUAAGCUGUGUCAGAUGAGUUCCAGGACAAGGAGAGGCGAUUAGCAAGUCCAAGAACAUGGACGAAUUUUCGGUACAGCAGAGACAAAGAGACUCGGAUGCAGGGUGAAGACAGAUCGGAUUGAGGAUAGGAAAUGCCUCGUUCUUGUUGCCAUUGGCAAUGCUCCUUGCCGCAGAUGCUAUCAUAGCCGCGAUCAUAUCGUUUAUCUUGUAAAUAAAUUAUGG